CCUCUGGUGUCAUGUAUCCACAAGGAUUGUUGGUCGCUGUGAGAGUUGUUCGCUGAUCUCCCAGCGCUAAUUAGGGGGCCCGGGGAAGCUCCAGUCCCUGGGAUAAUGGAGUCACUGCGUAUUAUAUGAGAUCCCCGCAUUAGGAUCGCGGCAGCAGAAGGAGAUCGCUCUUCCGCCGGCUGUCCUGCGGGAGAAGACUGUGCCAAGGCCAGACAGGAGGGGGUUGUUGCGGAACAGACAUGGAGGGGAUCUCAGCCCUGGAAAAGAAUGUGGCCGAGCUGACAGUUAUGGAUGUCUAUGACAUCGCCUCUGCAGUGGGACAGGAGUUCGAGAGGGUCAUUGACCAAUAUGGCUGCGAAGUUAUCGGCAGACUCAUGCCUAAAGUGGUCCGGGUGCUGGAAAUUCUGGAGGUUCUGGUCAGUAGGAACCACAUCAACCCAGAGAUGGAAGAGCUGAGACUGGAACUGGACAGACUGAGGCUGGAACGAAUGGACAGGAUAGAAAAGGAAAAGAAGCACCUGAAGGAGCUUGAGCUGGUGGAAGAUGUGUGGAGAGGGGAAGCACAGGAUCUCCUGAAUCAGAUAUCUCAGCUUCAGGAAGAAAACAAGCAGCUUUUAACUAACCUGUCCCACAAGGAUGUCAAUCUCACCGAGGAGGAGUUUCAGAAACAUGAAGGAAUGUCUGAGAGGGAAAGACAAGUUAUGAAGAAGUUAAAGGAGGUGGUAGACAAGCAAAGGGAUGAAAUAAGGGCUAGAGACCGUGAACUAGUGCUUAAAAAUGAGGAUGUAGAAGCCUUACAGCAGCAGCAAAGCCGCCUAAUAAAAAUUAAUCAUGAUUUGCGGCAUCGUGUCACUGUGGUAGAAGCUCAGGGUAAGGCUCUGAUUGAACAAAAGGUGGAACUGGAAGCGUAUUUGCAAACAAAGGAACAGGAAGCAGCCAGCAUGAGAAUAGAGAUUGGUAAACUGAGGGACAAACUGAAAGGAGAGCAUCAUACAAAUGGAGAGGAGAUAAAGACAGAAACUCUAAAUGAAGAGUGUAUCUUUGAAACAGAAAAAUUUUCUCUGGAUCUUAAAGAUUCCAACCGGCCCAGAUUUACCUUACAAGAGCUGAGAGAUGUCUUACAUGAGAGAAAUGAGCUUAAAGCCAAAGUCUUUAUGCUGCAAGAAGAACUUGCUUAUUAUAAAAGCGAAGAAGCAGAGGAAGAAAACAAACUGCCACAAUCUUUGCCUGUGAUUAAUUCUAAAGCACCCAUCCCUCAGGAGUCUGGCAUCAAACGACUGAUAUUUACAGCAAUAAUGCCUAUGGUAGCAGCUGGGUUGAUUCCAGACGAUCCCACUUUGCAGCCUAUCAGAAGGCUUAUCUCUAUUGUUUAGUUUUUUCUCAAGAGAUAAAAAGCGCAUGCCGAUGAUGCAGAAGAAUGUCCACUUCCAGGAAUCCUUUGGAGAAUGGACAAAUUAUAACAGGGAUGACGUUUAUACAGAACAAGGACAAGAAGCAUUACAGCACAUGUGACAUAUUUUGCUGAGCCUGAUAAACACAUUUCACAAUGGGACAAUAACGAAUCCACUAGGUCACCAGGUUUUUUUGUCAGUGAAAAUAAGUGAAAUUAAAAAAAAAAUUACCACAGAAACAAAGCUGCUUGUAAUCAUACCUGCGAGAGGUAAUCAGGUUCUUAAGUAAUCCAUGUCUUUCAGAAAAACAAAGCAAUAGAAAACAAGCUCCAUUUGUAGGAUUUUGUUUUAACUCUUAAAAAUUCUAACAAAAAAACAAAAAACAGGCCACCUGCUUAUAAUUAUGUUAAAAAAUAAAAUCCAGCGGUUGGAUGAAAUCAGGAUCUCCCAGUUUGGCUUUUAUGAGACUAAACAACUUGCAUGAUUUUAAGAUGUCCAUACAAUACAGUCGUGGCCAUCAAAGACUUGUGCUGGUCUGCAAAGAGAAUGCAUUUGCUCAUCUUUGGCUCUUUAAGAAAAGUGUUUAAAAUGGAUCAGUUUUCUGUAACUAAAAAAGUUAACACGAGCAAUCGCAGUCUAAGGGGCCGAUUCACUAAGGGUUGAAUAUCGAGGGUUAAUUAACCCUCGAUAUUCGACUAGGAACUAAAAUCCUUCGACUUUGAAUAUUGAAGUCAAAGGAUUUAGCGCAGAUAAUUCGAUCGAAGGAUAAUUCCUUUGAUCGAACGAUUAAAUCCUUUGAAUCGAACGAUUCAAAGGAUUUAAAUCCAACGAUCGAAGGAAUAUCCUUCAAUCAAAAAAAGUUAGCCAAGCCUAUGUUAAAGUUGCCCUUAAUGAUAUGUUAAUAUGUUGUUAAUAUAUUCAACAGGGUUUUCCAACUGAAGGCCCUCCAAAGGAUAUUUAAAACUCCAUAGACUUCACUGUAUGACAUCAUAAUUUUAAAGGAAAACUAUACCCCCCCAAACAAUGUAGGUCUCUAUAAAAAUAUAUUACAUAAAGCAGCUCAUGUGUAAAACCCUGCAUCAUGUCAAUAAACCAUUUUCAUAAUAAUAAUAUACUUUUUUAGUAGCAUGUGCCAUUGGAUUGCCCUGAGUUCCAGCAGCCAGAAGGUGGCAACCCUAUAUACAGGAUACCUGCAAAGUUUAAAACCCUUAAGAAUUAAAUAUGGGAAUAUGGGGCUACAUUUUUAUACUACCUAUAAUGAAUAUGGUACAGAUUACUUUUAAAAAUGGAGAUUAUUUUUUAUACAUUAUGUCAGUCUUAGAGUAUAAUUGAUCAUUCACACAGAGACCUUGUGACAGCCAAAAUACACAAUGAUUCCUCAAUUGGUUGUCCCUAGAGUGGUACAGAAAGCUAUACAAUUGAGGCCUAUGACACAUGUAAUACAUCUCCUCUGGCAUAUUUCAGAUGAUAAAGAAAUGCUACAUUUUUCAAACCAAAAAUACACAUUUUUGGGCUGAUGGUGAAAGGCAGCACAGGGUUGUAUUGUGGGUUAAUCCACCAAGUAAAAUACGCCAGAGGACAAAAGAUAUGAGUGCCAUUAUCCUAACAAGAGAAGUAUUGCUAGUAUGGCUAGUACAAGGUCAACUCACCCCUUUACUGGUUCCCAAAUUGUGAACGCCUGCAGUCCAAAUCUGUCUAUGUUGUGGUAAAGCUUGAAGGCCAGUUAGGGAGAUAUUUUGGAUAAAUAUAUAUUUGCCCCCCACCCUCUUACCACACCAUACAUGCCAUGCCUGGUAAUAAAAGGCAGUGGGGUUGGCGUCCACUAUAUUUGGCCAUGUGACUAAAACCAAUACUGUUCUACUUUUGUGUGGAAACAAUAUAUUUUGUCCUCUUUAUUUUUUCAGUCUACCCUCAAAUCUGCUGCCUGGUUACCAGGUUAAGUGGAACCCUAACAACCAGAUAAGUUUAUAUUUCAAAUGAAGAGUUAAUGUAAUAAAAUGUUCACAGGGUCUAGUUGCCCUUAGCAACUAACUACUGGUUAGCAUUUACUGGUCACCUGUUUGAAAGCCAACAUCUAAUUUCUAGGUUAUUAGAACUGAUGCAAACUUUGAGACUUCAUUACUAAGGAUGCACAAAUCGUCAUUUUUUUCAGAAUCCUGAAUCUUCUAUGCAGAAUUCAGCUAAUUCCCAAAUUGAAUUGAACCUAAUUUGAAUAUAAAAAUGGGCAUUAGGAUUGAUAUUUAAAAAUGCUUACAUGUUUUGUGCAGUAAAUAUUCUAUGGCAGAGUUUUUCUAAGGGUUUGGAUUUGGUUUGGCUAGGCACGUUGAUGAAUCUGAAUCAUCCGAAUCCUGGAUUUGGUGCAUCCCAUAUAAGGAUCUAUGUUGGAUGCAUCGAAUGCUAUAUUUUGGGAUUCACCAGAAUCCCAAAUUAAAUGGUUGUUCUGCAGAGAGUAGACGUGCGUAAAAAUGAUGUUAAUAUUUCUUGGUCAGUUAAAUUAUAUUUGAAUAAAGGCUUAUUGUUCUAUCUAAUGAAAGCACACUAGCUGGAUGUCUGAAAAGGUCAGGAGAGGCAAUGGUGGUGACAGUUUCAGAGACUUUCUUACUGGUUCGUAUGUUCUUAACAUUCUGUUAAAUAAGGGCAUCCACAUUUAUAUUUGUGUGCAUUCCAGUUUGCUGAUCUGAAAAUUACAAUAUUUCAUGACUAAAGGAGCAGAGAUGGUUUAGACAUUUGUUCUGAAUUGAAGUCCCUGCUGCUCAUGAGUGAUGAGCGGAGGUAGGUCUCUGACCCAUAUAAUCCAGUUUUUGAUUAGUUACAUUAAAAAUGACUGAAUCAGUGAGCGUCUCAGUUUGUAGCCAGCAUUGCUGAUCCAAAGCUAAUCCUGGUACCUUUGGUUGUAUCAAACCAAAAAUAGGCAGUUUACCAGCAAGGGGCAGAAAUGAACAAUGCACAUAGGCAGCAAGGGCAGUUUGGUAUACAUAUUAUGAUGGGCAUGAGUAAGGAAAGAAAGAAAAAGGAGAGCAAUGCUGGAUGGGUGAAGCCACAGUGGGUAUAUAUUAAGUAAACAGUAUUUCAGAAAAACAAUAGAGUUCAUUGAGCCAUUGAGAUCUUUUUUUGUAAAUCAGAAGGCGGGGUCAGACAACGAGAUUUUUAUGUCAAUUUAACCAUAAAUAAAUCUUCCAAAAGUGUGCAGGAGCGUACACUUAUUGCCUCAGGAAAGCUGCACCCAAACGAGUACAAAGUACAGCUCAGACACCUUGGAUAUGCAACUUUUCUUUCUUUAGCUGGGAACACACAUGGCCUGUUCUGAAAAUAAAAGAGAGCAAUGACUGCAGAGCAACCCCUGCUGAUGCAGCCUGUCACAGUGAGCCAACGUGUGAUGCCAAGUGGCCUCCACAUAGUCACUGCAGCUGAAUGCGGAGUACUUUCUUCCUGGUGUUGUGAAAUCGAAAUAAGAUAUCAUCAUACAGUUCAACUUAGCUACCAGUGUGGCCCUUGACACAGUUCUACACUCCCAUCCUUCUGAAUCUGGUACAUUUUCUAGCCCCUACAUUGCACACUCCCAACUUAUAGCUUUGCCAGCAACUAAUGUAUUAAAUCAUAACAGCUUCUCUUUAGCAGACCUAAGUAAUGUGUAAGAGCAACUUGGAGCUGCUAUUGUUGAAAGUAAACACACAGCACUGAAUCAAUGACAAAGGUACCUGGAAAUGUAUAAUGGAAAUGUAUUAUUUUACUGCAAAAGGAACUUGAGUUGUAAGGCAUUAUGACAGAGAAAAUAAUUGAAAGUACUAAUUCUGGUUAUUCAACUUUGAUGUUAGAGAACGAACACUCCAACCUUCCUCUAACAGCUACCAGUAGUUCAACAGGUUUACUAAACCUGUCACAGGGCCAAUAGUUGCAGGAUGUGUUGUUUUUUCUUUAGGUAAUAGGUCUUCCAUGUGCUUGGUAAGACUUUGAGGCCCAAAGGAAAGUGCAGAUAGUCAAAACUAUUAUGUAUUAAAGGAAUUUCCAGGGAAGAAACCGGUCUAAAAAUGAGUCCAGCAACUAGAAUGGAGCAGAGCAAUUACAGAAAGUACAUAUUCUAUUUUCUCAUUUAACUUCUUCAGUCUAGAGGGUCUCACGGUUAAUUUUAGGGACCCUGUAAUAAUUCGGAUCUGGAUUCUAUUUUUUUCAUUAUGCACCUUAAAGUAAGCACUGAAUGUACAGGAGCCCUGUUCUAAGUGCCUGGUGCAUGCAAAUAUGCAAGGUGCCUUUUUUUUGCCAUAUUGAUAUUCAAGUUUAAAAAAAAUGUAUUCUGCAUUAAAACAAUAAACUUUUAUUAACUGCCA
Messenger RNA from Xenopus laevis (African clawed frog), 5716 nucleotides. It is a transcript of the gene rilpl1.L, whose product is annotated as Rab interacting lysosomal protein-like 1 L homeolog. The record is from RefSeq and is a predicted model, not a curated record. The transcript is spliced from 8 exons. Bases 240 to 1373 code for a protein of 377 amino acids. Gene Ontology annotation, cellular component: cilium; ciliary basal body; membrane. NCBI's taxonomy places the organism in Eukaryota, Metazoa, Chordata, Amphibia, Anura, Pipidae. Gene Ontology annotation, molecular function: protein dimerization activity; small GTPase binding; dynein light intermediate chain binding. Gene Ontology annotation, biological process: cilium assembly.